AUGGUGUACACCAUAACCGUCCAUCUACGGGCCAAAUGUUCCGAGCCCUCAGUCAUCGAAAAACUAAAGAACAAACUCAUCGAGGCCUCGCGUGUAUACUCCAAGGACAAGGAGACUCUCUCUUGGUUCGUCAUGCAGUCUGUCCACGAUCCUCGGGAUUUUACCAUUGUGGAACGCUACGAAAAAGAAUCAUCUCAGAAGUAUCAUUUGGAGAAUCCAUAUUGGAAGACAUUCGAUCCAUAUGUCAAGCCUCUGUUGGAGGGAGAAAUGAAUCUGCGAAGAUUUGAGGAAUUGGACACGAGCAAGGAUGUUGUAGUGGAAUGA
This is a messenger RNA of Cladophialophora yegresii CBS 114405, 324 nucleotides long. RefSeq lists its product as uncharacterized. The transcript has a single exon. NCBI's taxonomy places the organism in Eukaryota, Fungi, Ascomycota, Eurotiomycetes, Chaetothyriales, Herpotrichiellaceae. The coding region runs from base 1 to 324 and encodes 107 amino acids. The record is from RefSeq and is a predicted model, not a curated record.